CCGGACAUCUACUUUGUCUCUCCGAGCGAUCGUCCUGCCCGGUCCCGCCGGUCAACACAACUCCGACAGAUUUCUCCGGCAUCCGUCUGAGAGACAACCUACCGUAGAAGAAGCAGCCUUACUUUGAGACAACAUGUGGGAGAAACUUCUUUUCUGUUUCUGCGCCGUCAUGGCCUGCAUCGCGGGGAGUGCGGCAGCACCUAGGAUUGCCAAGGACCAAACGACAAACCAUCAUCGUUCCAAGAGAGCUGCUCAGGCAGCAAUCGCCAAGUUUGCCGGAGAGGCUGCCAUGGACAUCGGCGGGAAGGUCGUGGACGCGCUGGGAGACAGGAUCGCGGAGGCAGUGGUGGAGAACCACCAGGAGAAAGUGGUGUCAGGUCUGGAGGAGUACUUCUCCGGCCAGUUCGACCGGGCAGACGAGGAGUUUGACAAAGUGCUAUCACGUGGCGGGGACCUCCUUUCCGGCGUGGGCUCAGAUUUGAAAGAGGCUAAACUGACCAUGAUUAACGGCAGAGGCUCGAACACCGGGGACACCUUCUCACCACCUGACCAGGAGAUCCGCAUGGAGUUUGAGCAUGUUGAUGACAGCGACGAGGGCACCACUGACGGGAUCACCCCGAUUUCCUACCCGAUGGGUCUGGGGUCUGUUCUCAUGAACGGCUGCUUUGGCACCAACUAUUCAACCGGAGAUCCCUGUUACGAGGCUUUCGUGCCGAUAGAGGCUUGUGCUAAUAUCAUUGACGGAGCAACUUUCCUGGGUGUUGGGUUUGACGGCCGAGGUGAAUAUUCAACCGACUCCAGGAAGAAGAGCCUCAUUCAGCGAUCCUGCAAUGGUCUACAGGGAUACAAGGAGUUCCACGUUCCCGACACCAUGACCGUACAAGGCAUCUACAACACCGACGUGGAGACCUACAGCUUCACCUCCGUGGAGGAAUACAGGCAGUAUCUGGAGACCAAGUCUUCUGUGACGACUGCUACGGCCAUGUUCCAACAAGAGAUGAACAAGGUCCAAGGUCAUCUAGCCAAAAGCGGCGUAUUUGGGCUGUUUUAUUCCGUAGGCGUGGGCUUCGGCGUCCAAUGGGGAAGCGACUCUGAAGCAUCUGCAUUGUCAGCAAAUUCCGCAGCUUCUGCCGAUCUAAGUGAGGGCACCACCCAAACGUUCGUAGCCAUGCUGGAGCUUAACGUUUACAGGUACGAGAUCUUUUUGGACUUUGUCACACCGGAAGACUUGAACCUGGCUUUCCUGAGGGAUUUCCUGGGACUACCUUCAACAUACUUUGCCAUUGGAGCAGACAGGGAGUUCCAAAACUUCCUCUUGCGCUGGGGAACACAUUACAUCACUUCCGCCAAGUUCGGCGGGCAGCUGAAGAUCGUCAAGGUCAAAGAAGCCACCGAGGAAGACAAUCAAAGUACUUUCGCUCAGGCUGCCCAGGCUGACUUCAAGCAGCUCUUCAGUACCUACACAUCCGUCCAAACACAGAUCAAGUCCAGCAGCUGGUGGCACGAUCAGGACUUCAAGACUGACUCACAGCUUUCUUCUGGCUCGUCAUCAGCAGAUUCAGCUUCACAAGAGUCUCUAAGAGACCAAGCAGCCAGGGUAACGACGGACUACAGCAACGAGUUCAUGAUUGUGCAGGGAGGGAACCAGCAGAUCGCAGCCGCCAUCACCGAGUUCUACACGACUGCAUUCGGAUCCGAGCUCAAAAGUUGGCUGGACUCCAUCGAGGAGUUCCCGAAAGCCUUUGAGUUCACCAUGGCGCUGAUCACGGACCUCUUCGACAUGAACUUCGACCUACUCUUCCCCCAUGGUCUUUUGGAUUACGGCUGCUUCGGAAGUAAGGACCUUAGUGUAGACGACAAAGGUCGGAGAUAUUACGUCGAAGACUCGGAGGAUCCCAACACGUCACAGCAACACGCGAACAUCCGCUUCUGCAACUUUGACACGCAGGAGAGGUUCACGGAGAGCGUGACCAACCGGAGGCUGGCCCUCGAGCGGGCCAUCGCCGUGUAUCUGGAAGAGGGUCCGUUCGUCAGCGCCGACUUCUCCAUCCCUGCCGGAGAGCCCGGAUGUGAGACCUCCGAGCUGGCACUCCUUCAUGACUCCAACGUGGGAGCUCCUCGCUGGCAGGACAUGAUCAGCGGAGGAGAGUUCAACGUCAUCUUCGACCUGCCUGCCGACAUCCCCAACUUCCUGGUGUCCAAGUACGCUGUCCGUGUGAAGUACGUGAAGCACAGGUGGCUGACCAUGAGAGACGGGGUUCACCCGCACACAUAUGACGGACACAGGAACGGCAACAGUGGCGACAUCACCUGGAACAAGAUUAGCGUGGGAGGCUUGGUGAUGACGUAUGACCAGGAUACAGGGCUGUUCACCGUGACUCCAGAAGACUUCGAGGCGUCCUCGCGGGUUAUUCCGGACCUGCCCGACUGGAUCAACGACAUGCCGGUGGCCAGGGCAGAGUACAAGUCGCUGCUGCGGCACCUCAGUGAUACCGGGGGUUUGGAUAGAGGGCUAGUACCUUGCAACCUGAGGUGGUCCAACGCCCACCGUAUUGACGCGACCGACGGCGGCAAGUGCAUCCACUUCACGGCGGCGUCAGAGGGAGACAUCUUCGUGGUGUUCGCCAGCAUUCCCCGCGACCACGAGUCCUGGCUGUCCGUGCAAAUCUCUCCGGACGGCGUCGCUAUGUACAAGUCACUGCGCCUGGUGACCAGCCAGCUGGAACGUGCGGCCAAGGGUCUAGGAACAGCCACGCUGUACCAGUCCUACUUCGUCUGUAUCAAGGACGACGUGGAGGCAGGAACAACAACUGUGCAGUACGGAAAGACACCGGACAGCGAGGAGCGGAUUGUGGUUUGGAUGGACCAUCAGUUUGACCAGGUCCUCUCCCUCCAUUACUACUCCUUCGGGAGCGGCGCUCAUCCUGUCAAGAUCAUGCGGGUGUCUCAAUCCGACCAGCCUGGCGACGACUUCAUCGCCUGUGGCGCUGGGCUGGAGAAAUCCGGAGGGAGAUGUGUGCCCAGAAACGACUAAAUGACCCGCUGGUCCACUCCUGAGGAAUGCUGACUUCUCCUUGUCACUUUUCUGAGUAGUCCUAGUCCCCAAUAAUGUACCCUUGGAGUGGCUGACAUUCCCCUCGAGGACAUCAGACGACAGUUUAGUUUCUUUACAUGACAGUAUACACAAAACUGCAGACAGCCCGGAAUACUUUCCUACACAGAGUUUAAUGUAGGGAAUCCAGCCCAUAGGAUCUAGGAAAAAAUGCUUGUCUCAUCAACAGAAAAAAAACACACUACAUAUUGAAUUUCGAUAAAAACACGGCCAAUGUUUGAAAGUUGAAGGAACGUAAUACAGAACAGAACCUUAGGAACUACAGGAGAAGGAAACUUGCCGCAGUGGCAGUAUCGAACAACGUUUUGUGCCCGAUAUCUAUUCUAAGGAGUACAACAACAGCUGCAAUGCAAUGCUGACAAAAUGGGUCGAAUUUGCUACAAGGUAUUUACUUGAAUCAUUUACUUGAAUCAAACGUUACAUCAAAUCUUAUCAUCGGCAUUAUGACAAAUAUAGAUCUAAAAGUGCUAAAUGAUAAUUAAAAUCAAAUAUGAGAUCAUCAGGCAUUUAACCAAAAUGGGUUGACAACUAAUUAAUAUUCUGAAAAAAGACACACACGACCCAAGACAGCAUUGUAGCUAGUGAUAUUUAGAAUGAAGGUUUCUCUAAUUUGCUAGUCGGCGACACGGUUACUCCAUGACAACAUACUUGUUUGACAACACGUCACCGUAUGGCCCAUUUGUAGUUCUCAGGCCUACCUGCGUUUUAACCAUGGUAAUUAGUAGAUUUAGAACAUCAAACCUUAGACUUGAUGAUGUAUUCCUAAGCACACUCGCUGCCGUACAUGAUGAUAUUACAGGUAACUGUUAUAGAGAGUAACCUCAAGAGGAGUUUUGUUAGCAUAUCCAUCAUAAAGAGACCUUUCUCAUCGUCAUUGUUAUGGUUAGAACGCUGGUAGUUUACACCUGAUAAGGAUCGAUUAUGUGUAUUUAAGAUUUUUGCUCGAAAAAUUAUGGGAUCUUAUGGUCAGAACUAUAUGCAUUUGUGACCAAAAUAUAUAAAGUUGGUCCAGGACAGCACUUUCCAUUGAAACAGCACUUUCCGUUAGACCAGCUUUUGUCUUCUACAAAUAUAUUCUAUGUAACACUUUGACAAAGAAACGUAGCUUUGAUUUUUCCAAAGUAUUAGGUUCAAGGCUGUCAUGGUGUCUUAUAGAUACUUAAACGCUGACGACCGAUAGGUUAUCAAUAUAAUAAACCUAGUAUGGAAGUGCUUUUUAAUAAGUUGAUUUUAUCAGUAGCCCGCAGAUCGCACUUAUGACUUUUUGAGCUUCGUUAAAGAAUAUAUCAUUUAUGGAUUAUGACUUAUCUUUCAAAUAGUUGAAAUAAAGGUGCAGCUGUUGUU
Branchiostoma floridae (Florida lancelet) is the source of this 4456-nucleotide messenger RNA. RefSeq lists its product as uncharacterized. Bases 134 to 3034 code for a protein of 966 amino acids. The record is from RefSeq and is a predicted model, not a curated record. NCBI's taxonomy places the organism in Eukaryota, Metazoa, Chordata, Leptocardii, Amphioxiformes, Branchiostomatidae. The transcript is spliced from 16 exons.